GGAGAGGCACGUCUGGGCUGCUCUGCUUGCCCUGUUGCCUCUGCGACCCUGAAAUGGACCAAGUGGUUUGAAAAGGGAUGGAUGGAUGGAUCUUUUUCGCCUGUAGUCAAAACAAACUUCUUGUUUUGUUUUUUUUAGAAAUUAAACUGCAGGAGUGUUUUAAGCUUCUUUUAGUCUCUAGAGUUUAAAAUAGUUCUAACGUGUUUUUAACCCGUGUCUGGAAAAGAGACCAGCAGAUGGAGAAUACCUCCAGCACCAUGCAGUAAUGUGUGUUUAUUCAUCAAUUUAACUGCUGUGCAUGGUGGGAAAGCUCUAUCCACGUGACUCCAUAAUCAAAGGCUUCAAGUGUAGAGAAUUGUUUAUAUGUAAAAAAUAUUCGUAUAGGCAGAAUUUUUAGCCCUUAAUUGAAAGUUGUUUGAAGAAAUGUACAUUUACAAAAAAAAAGAAGAUUUUGAAUUUGUGUUCUUUUAAAAAAAAUUUUGUCUUUGGGUUGAAGUCCUGAUCGUUCUUCACACUUUACACGUAACUCUCAAGCCAAGGUUUUAAGGGACGGUUCACUUUUUACUUAAAACAUACACAACUGAAAUUUUUUUUUUUGCCCAGACAGUUUUCGUGUCAUAAAAGGUAUUGUACACUACAUGGUCAAAAGUAUGUGGACACCCGAACAUCACACACACGUUCUUGUUGAACAUCUCUUUCCAAAACCAUGGACCUUCCUUUGGUGCUAUAACAGCUUCCACUCUUCAGUGCUUUCCACUAGAUUUUGGAACAUGACUUGGGGAUUUCGCUGACAUUCAGCCGCAAGAGCAUUAGUGAGAAAGGGGACUGAUGUUAGGCGCUAAGGCCUGGCUUGUAGUCGGCAUUCCAGUUCAUCCCAAAGGUGUUCGAUGUGUUUGGGGUCAGGGCUCUGUGCAGGCCAGUCAAGUUCUUCCUCACCAAACUCGACAAACCAUUACUUUAUGGACCUCACUUUGUGCACAGGGACGUUGUCAUGCUGAAACAGGAAAGAGCCUUCCCCAAACUUCUGCCACAAAGUUGGAAGCACACAAUUCUCUAGAAUGUCAUUGUAUGCUUUAGCAUUAAGAUUUUCCUUCACUGGAACUAAGGUGCCUUGCCCAAACCACGAAAAACAGCCCCAGAUUUGGGGUAGGUAGUGUUCUCUUGGCAUUCGCCAAACCCAGAUUUGUCCGUCACACUGCCAGAUAGUGAAGCAUGAUUCAUCACUACAGAGAAUGAGCUUCCACUGCUCCAGAGUCCAAUGGCAGUGUGCUUUGCACCCCUCCAGCCGAUGCUUGGAAUUGUGUGUGGUGAUCUUAGGCUUGUGUGUGGUUGUUCAGCCAUGGAAACCCACUUCAAGUUCCCGACAAACAGUUCUUGCUAACGUUUCUUCCAGAGGCAGUCUGGAACAUGGUAGUGAAUAUUGCAAGCGAGUACAGAUUACUCUUACGCACUGGCGGCCCUGCUCUGUGAGCUUGUGUGGCCCACCGCUCUGCGGCUAAGCUGUUGUACCUCCUAGAUGUUUUCACUUCACAAUAACAGCACUUUGUUGGCCAGGGCAGCUCUAGCAGGACAGAAAUAUGAUGAACUGACUUGUUGGAAAGGUGGCUUUCUAUGACAGUGCCAUAUCGGAAGUCACUGAGCUCUUCAGUACGACCCAUUCUAUUGCCAAUGUUUUCUUAUGGGGAUUGCAUGGCUGUAUGCUUGAUUUUAUACACCUGUUAGCAAUGCUUGUAGCUGAAAUAGGCGCUCGGAGGCGCCCACUAAUUAGAAGGGGUGUCCACAUACUUUUGGGCAUGGCCAUGUAGUUCAUUUAGCAAAGUUUCUGACGAUCCUCUUAACAUGCCGACUACACUACCCACCACAAGAUGGCGUGAAAGUUAUUGCCGUUCAUAAAAAAAAAUUUAUUUAGGAUGUAAAUCCUGAAUUUCCUUAAAUUUGACCUAUUUGCUCUUAUAAAAUGAAAUAUAUUAGAAUGUAGUGCUGUUAUAAAUGCUAAAUCUGUUUUCAUACAUGUUAAGAAAUUAAUAAAAUAAAUUAAUCAAUUGUUAGAAGGUUUGCAAGCAUGGCAAAGUGCAUACAAAAUAUACAGAUGUAGGCCAAAGGUAUUGCACUUCUUCAACAAAUGAAACAAAAGCGCUACAGACAGAAUUUCUCCUGAUAUUCCGGGGGACCGUGUACGAUAGGUUGUAGGCAGCGGGAUGCAAUCCAGACAGCAGUCUGAGCUGUGUGUGCAGACAUUGCUUACUGUGCGUAAAUUUGUCUCAAAGUAAACAUGGAAAUGUAGAAGGACCCUUUUCACAAAACUUAGCAUCGUUGCACAAAUGUCUCCGUUUAUACUGUGGGAAAAGCAAGCACUGCAGUGUAUGGUGAGGGUAUAAAGUGGCGCUCUGGCUACUGUCGCGUUCUAACCUGUCGGGUGCGCGCUUCUUGGAAACAAGUCUACGGUUAUGAUCAGGUUACCAGGUGCGGUCACUGGCAUCAUGAGCUCUGAGCUAAUUAGAUUUUUAUGUAUGAUAAUUUGAAAGCAGGUAACUGUCGAGCGAAGGCAUCCUCGAAGACGCGCAACGAGCGCAAAGCAAGGGGUUGAAGACAUAAAAACCGGACUGUUUCUGAGAUUGAAUACAGUCGCUGUGUGGGGGCGGAUCAGCGAGGACAAGUGCUGGGAAAUACUGUGGUCCUGCAAGUGAAAGAUGAACAAAAACCACCGAGGGCUAAGCACCGAAACUCCGAGCGCCAUGGAGGUGAAGAGCAAGUUUGGAGCAGAAUACCGGCGGUUCUCGCUGGAGUGGUCAAAGCCGGGUCGAUUUGAAGAGUUCUAUGGUCUCCUCCAGCACGUGCACCGCAUUCCCAAUGUGGAGCUGCUGGUGGGCUACGCCGACAUCCACGGAGACCUGCUGCCCAUCAACAACGACGACAACUACCACAAGGCCCUCUCCACCGCCGGCCCACUGCUGAGGGUUUUCCUGCAGAGAAGAGAGGAAGCAGAUGAGUCCUCCUUUGGCUCUCCAGGGCGCUUGAAGAAGAAAGCGGCCCUGCUUCGGCCCGACGGGCAGCGCAAGCAGCCAGCGGUGGCCAUCAGCCUGCCGCGGGACUUCCGGCCGGUGUCCUCCAUCAUCGACGCGGACGUGCUGCCGCACGGCCUGCGCCGGGUUCGGCUGUAUCAGCAGGGCCGCGAUCGCCCGCUGGGCUUCUACAUCCGCGACGGCUCCAGCGUGCGCUUCACGCCGCGCGGCCCGCGCAAGGUCCCGGGCAUCUUCAUCUCGCGCAUGGUGCCCGGCGGGCUGGCCCAGGGCACGGGGCUACUGGCCGUGGAUGACGAGGUGCUGGAGGUGAACGGAAUCCAGGUGUCGGGGAAGACCCUGGAUCAGGUGACGGACAUGAUGGUGGCCAACAGCCACAGCCUGGUCCUCACGGUGAAGCUCGCCGGCACGCCGUGUCAGGGCUGGGUCAGCGCAGUUCAGCAACCCAGCUGCCCUGCGUCUGCGCGGGCCACGGCCACUCAGGCCACACCCACCGCCUACGCCAUCCAGAACUUCCUGUUGGAGGAGCUGGGCUCAGACUCAGCGGAGGAGUGGGAGGAUGAGGAUGACCUAGUGAAGGAGCUGGGAGCCGAGGUUACUCCCACAUUGCCCAGCUACAGCUCACACCUGGACCUGAGGUCUAACAGCAACACAGACUCACUGAGUACUCUUGAAAGUGAAGAGGGGUUUGUCACAAAGCUGUAGUCUCACACAUGCAGACAGACUCAAGGCUCAUCUACGCUCCAUGCGUAGUUGCUGCGGUGCAAAGCCGCAUGCACUGCGUCCAUUAUACCCAGUAUGCCUGUGUCCAUCUAUGUUCAUAGUGCCAACUCUAUCAAAUUUUAUGGGGGAUGGGGGAAGCUAGAACAUGAACAAAGCUAUGUGAUAAAAACAUUUUUUUAUGGUAGCCUUGCAUCUUGUAAGUCGUUUUGUUAUAAAAUAUAAGCAAUAUCAAUAACAAAAU
Messenger RNA from Anguilla rostrata (American eel), 3984 nucleotides. Its product is annotated as partitioning defective 6 homolog beta-like. Lineage: Eukaryota; Metazoa; Chordata; Actinopteri; Anguilliformes; Anguillidae. Gene Ontology annotation, cellular component: nucleus; apical plasma membrane; cell cortex. The transcript has 3 exons. Gene Ontology annotation, molecular function: protein binding. Bases 2691 to 3725 code for a protein of 344 amino acids. Gene Ontology annotation, biological process: centrosome cycle; establishment or maintenance of cell polarity; regulation of cellular localization. The record is from RefSeq and is a predicted model, not a curated record.